AUGAUAAGCAAUCUGAACGGAAAAAAUGGGCAAUGGGAACUGAAUCGCUGCUACAAUACAACUUCCGGUAUACUAUGCAAGACGUCCGCAGGCAAGAAUGGUUGCGAGACAGCACUUCGCGUGAAAAGGUCAAAUGAAGGCAGUAAAGACAAAAGUACACCUUGCGCUGAUUGCACAGAAGAAACCUGCACUGACUGCACGGAAGUAACGUGCGCGGAAUGCGAAGAAACCUGCACUGAUUGCACAGAAGAAACGUGUGAGGAAUGUGAUGAUGAUGAGAGUACUGUAACGGCAGCAAGUAAAAAAGGCAAACCAGAUGAAGAGACCGACUGUAUAUGUGACGACGACAGCGGAGAAUGUGAAUGCAUACAGUGUGUAUGUAGCGACGAUGAUGAAGAAUGUGAUUGCAAAAACGAUGAAUUCUCCACACCACGAAGUGGAAAACAUAAAAGUACGGAAGAGCAUCAUUGUAUCUGUGAAAAGGGGACAGAACCAUGCUGUGCUAGAACCACAAGAACACAGCUAAUUGGAUUCGGUACUACUCCUGGCAAAUGCAAAGACGAUGACUGCAUGCAUAAUGGUUGCUGCGUGAGCACUUGCUGUACGAAUUGUUGUGCGUGCAAUUGUGGUACCGGAUGCUGCAUCGAUGACAUUGUUCAUGAAUUAGGGUGUUAUCCAGAUUAUAUGGUAAAUGGAGCGUAG
Molecule: messenger RNA, 702 nt
Organism: Cylicostephanus goldi
Lineage: Eukaryota; Metazoa; Nematoda; Chromadorea; Rhabditida; Strongylidae
Source: the annotation of a GenBank genome assembly